AUGGUUAUGCUCUUUUCUGCCCAACACUUGUUCUAUGGUUGCACUGAUAUUGGUUUUGCUCCUUAUGGUGCUUACUGGAGGAAUAUAAGGAAAAUUUGCAUACUUGAGCUGCUCAGCGCCAAGCGUGUCCGUUGGUACAGCUUCGUUAGAGAAGAAGAAGUUGCUCGCUUGAUUCGUCGGAUUGCGGGAUCUUGUCCUGGCAUCACCAAUCUAAGCUCGAUGAUUGCACUAUAUGCCAAUGAUGUUCUUUGUCGGAUUGCGCUGGGAAGGGAUUUCUCUGGAGGGGGAGAGUAUGAUCGGCACGGGUUCCAAAAGAUGCUUGACGAUUUUCAAGCACUGCUUGGAGGAUUCAGUCUUGGAGACUAUUUCCCUUCGAUGGAGUUUGUGCACAGUCUAACUGGAAUGAAAUCGAGACUCCAGUACACCUUCAGACGGUUUGAUCAGUUCUUCGAUGAGGUGAUAGCUGAGCACCGCAGUUCUAAGGGAAAACAAGAGCAGAAGAAGGACCUUGUUGACAUUCUACUUGAUAUUCAGAAGGAUGGAUCUUCUGAAAUCCCUCUCACCAUGGAUAACAUUAAAGCUGUCAUCUUGGACAUGUUUGCUGCAGGAACAGAUACCACCUUCAUAACCCUUGAUUGGGCAAUGACAGAGCUUAUCAUGAAUCCUCAUGUCAUGGAGAAAGCACAAGCUGAAGUACGAAGUGUUGUCGGAGACAGAAGGGUGGUGCAAGAGAGUGAUCUGCCCCGGCUGAACUACAUGAAAGCUAUUAUCAAAGAGAUCUUCCGGUUACAUCCUGCCGCUCCAGUUUUAGUCCCAAGGGAAUCUUUAGAAGAUGUUAUAAUUGAUGGCUACAACAUUCCAGCUAAAACUCGGAUUUAUGUCAAUGACUGGGGAAUGGGGAGGGAUCCAGAACUGUGGGAAAAUCCAGAAACUUUUGAACCAGAAAGAUUUAUGGGCAGCGGUAUAGAUUUCAAGGGGCAAGAUUUUGAGCUGAUACCAUUGGGAGCAGGUAGAAGAAGCUGCCCAGCGAUCACAUUUGGAGGCGCAACCGUUGAAAUUGCCUUAGCUCAACUCCUCCACAGCUUUGAUGGGAAGCUUCCUCCUGGUCUCGAAGCGAAGGAUAUAGACAAUCCAGAAGCUUUUGGCAUCUCAAUGCACAGGACAGUUCCCCUGCAUGCCAUUGCAAAACCGCACUUCGAUUGACGCAAGAAGUGUCUGGAUUUAAUUAGUCUGUCAACUAGAAUCUGUAAUUUUCUUUCCGAAUAAAAGUUACUACUUGUGGUUUGCUUAUAAAAGAAAGCAUAGCUUGGGCACGACUUAACCCCUGCCUUAGUCCUUGCUGCUGGAACUUGGACCCUCUUCCACUGCAAUACUUGGAAGAAAUCCAUGUAAAACUAGUCCCAUCAAGCUUAUUCCACAUACCCAACUUCCCUUAGUGAAAAAAUCUUUACUUUUCCUUC
Populus euphratica (Euphrates poplar) is the source of this 1460-nucleotide messenger RNA. Its product is annotated as cytochrome P450 71A1-like. Gene Ontology annotation, molecular function: heme binding; oxidoreductase activity, acting on paired donors, with incorporation or reduction of molecular oxygen; iron ion binding. The transcript has 3 exons. Lineage: Eukaryota; Viridiplantae; Streptophyta; Magnoliopsida; Malpighiales; Salicaceae. The record is from RefSeq and is a predicted model, not a curated record. Bases 1 to 1203 code for a protein of 400 amino acids.